CGUAAAAAUAAUAUGCAAUUUAAAAUGCGACCAUGACAUUAUUUCUUUAGUACUCUAUGUGGAUAAGUAGAUUUAACUUUUAAGCUAGGGUCCGUUAUCUUUAGCUAAUUUUUUCAGCAAUGCCCUAACGCCGGAACUCUGUCAUUCACCUGGAGAAUAACAAGGCCCCAAACCCGUAGUGUUUGUUUCGGUAAUAUUCUAAUGGAAGAAGGCGGUCCUUCGCGAUCACGGAAGCGCUCUUUCAUGGACGCCGUCGACGACGGCUCGGAGAAAACAUCCGGGGAAAAGAGAAUAAGGUUCCCAAAGGGAAAGAAGUUAAAGCAUGGGGAUAACGUAGACAAUGGGAGUGAAAAAUCUCUAAGCGGAUGGAAGAAUGCCCGUGAUGCAGCAACAGUGCGUGCAAUGCAUAGGAACAAAGUCACGAAUGAACUCCUUGAGGAAGAAAAUAGAGGAAUGGCUCCGGAUAUUGCUCUCGCCGAGGAGACUUAUGAGGAAAAUGAAAUAUUCAUUGACGAUGGAAUCCAGAUUGAACCUUUCAAUCUCGAGAAAGAGAGAGAAGAAGGUUAUUUUGAUGCCAAUGGAAAUUAUGUUGAAUAUGCUUAUGAACGUGAUGUCAAGGAUGCGUGGCUUGAUAGCAUUGAUGUUCAUCCAAAAGCUGUUGGGAAAAGAAACGCUACAGCCGAUGAAGAUGAGGCCCAUGAUCUUACAUCAGAAGAACUUGGGAAGAUGAAGAGACGAAUUGCAGAUGUUCUUGAUCCUGGGGAAACAGUUUUACAGGCACUAAGAAGGUUGAAAGGCAAUUCAAAAAACGAGAAAAUGACAACAGAGAAGAAACGACUAUUUGAUCAGCUAACAGAGGAUGCCAUGAGGCUGAUGGAAAAUGGCGAUUACAAUGUCUAUGAUGAAAGACAAGAAAACUUUCAGCGUGAAGCAGAGGGAUAUGAGAGGCUAAUUCAAGCCAAGACACUGGGUAUAUCUAAUGAGUUGAAGAAUAAUAAGACUUCUGGUGGUAUUCUUGAUGAUGACUUUAUUCCAGCAGACGGACCUUCAUCAGUUUCUAGUCAAAAUAUAGGCCCUCCAUCAGUUUCCAGCAACGGUGAUGAUGAUUCUUAUGACAUGUUCACCGAAGAUGAUGGAAAGCCUCUUACUACUAACCCUGCCUCAGACGAGGCUGUUCAGCAAAAUGACUAUGUAUAUGAUGAGUCAUCCGGCUAUUACUAUAGCACCAGUUUGGGCUAUUAUUACGACCCUUCAUCAGGACUGUAUUGCAAUGCUGCUUCAGGACAAUGGUAUAGGUAUGAUGAAGAAUUAGGCACGUACGAAGAGGUCCAACAAGGUGGAACCAACCCGAGCUAAGCCGAACACAAUUUUGAACGGUUCAAAGCCGGUUCAGUAGUAGCAUAUGUGAUGUGGAUGCAAUUGCGAAAUCGUUUCUUUGAAGUAUAGAGAUGUUUGGGCUUUGAGAGAAUGCUUUGGGGAUAGACACUUCACACUUGUGUUUAUAACUCUGAGAUUUUAAAUGAUAAAGUAUGGUUGUAACACCAAGAUUUUGUACGCAAAUUAUACAGAGUAGAAAAGUAGNGGUAAAUUAGGAAAUGACAAGGGCAAUGGACUAUAUGUGCUAAGAUUUGUCUUUUGUUUCGUAGAGCUUUUAAUAUAGUCUUUUAAUAUGU
Cuscuta campestris is the source of this 1673-nucleotide messenger RNA. NCBI's taxonomy places the organism in Eukaryota, Viridiplantae, Streptophyta, Magnoliopsida, Solanales, Convolvulaceae. The record is from the annotation of a GenBank genome assembly.